Diaporthe amygdali is the source of this 1428-nucleotide messenger RNA. RefSeq lists its product as uncharacterized. The record is from RefSeq and is a predicted model, not a curated record. The transcript is spliced from 3 exons. NCBI's taxonomy places the organism in Eukaryota, Fungi, Ascomycota, Sordariomycetes, Diaporthales, Diaporthaceae. Bases 1 to 1428 code for a protein of 475 amino acids.
AUGGCUGUCCGGCCGGGCGAAGAGAAUGUGGCUACGCUCUUUGGCGAUGUCCAUUACUUUUACGGCCCGCCCACCGACUCCCCUCCACACCACCGCUUCGACAAGGGCUCAUAUGUCUAUCUGUUCGAGAACGCAUAUGAGGGAAGAGCGCGAAUAGAGGUUGCGAAUCAUGUUGGCACAGACGAUCAGGAUGCCUUCGAUGGGUUCUUGGAUGAAGUCCAUGUCACCUACUCUUACAGGCAACAUUGCAUGGUCAACCUGACAGUCGGCGAAGUUGAAGGCCAUGAGGAGUGGCACCUGCCGACCUACGAUCCUCAGAACCAAAACAAAUACCACUACAAGCUUCACUCUCUCGACAUCUACUUCUGGACACAGCAGGAUGCCCUGUCGUUCGUGAAUGGCAUCCGGCGCGUUCUGCCGCCCAACCAGGUCGACGUUCAAGAUGAGCCUGGCCCACCUCCACGACGCGAGCAGCAGCACUCAGUCGAUGUGAAUCCUCUCGUCCAGAAGCUGGAGAAUGCCGCAAUCUCAGACUCGAAGUUACCGCCGCCUCCCCCUCAACCAAACGGCAGGGACAGCAAAAGCAAUAGCAACAUCCCCUCCUUCGCUCCUCCGCCUCUAUCCGCCGUGACCACGGGCGAGAGUGAUCACGACGCCAACUCCACAACCUCGCCGGCCAGCUUCGUCCCGAUGGCCUACAACCCCGCAGCCCCGGCCGCACCAGAGCAGAUCCGCCACCGCGAGAAGACCCCUCCGCCGGAAGACGGCGACGUGAGCCCCUUACACGCCCGCCUCGUCCAGGACGCAGCGACGCCCUUCUCUCCGGGCCUGGUGUCCGGGAUGCCUUCACACCUCAGCCCACUGAGCCCUGGGAUCCCCCCACCGCAGUUCAGCGCAGUGCCGGGCGCGCCCAGCUUCCCGGGUCCACCAGUCCAGACCCCAGGCAUGCCGCCGCAGGGCUUCGGGACGCACGGCGGCCACCCGGGCCUGGCGCGCGCGGCCACGAUGCCCGUCCACGGGAUGCCGUCGCCAGCGCUGCAGAGCCCGUACGGCGCACAACAGUUCCCCGGGAGCCCAGGCUUCGCGGCGCCGCCGCUGCAGCACCAGCAGUCGACGCCGGGUGGCCUACCCGGCGCGCCGCCCCCGCCGCAGCAGCUCGGCACGCCGACGCCGCCGGUGACCAGCCCGGGGCUGCCGCCGCCCCCACCCGGGGGAUUCUCAAACUACACGUAUGCCACGCAGCAGGGCGGCGGGCACGGCGCCAACGAGUAUGGAAUCCACCAGCAGGCGUACCGGCCGACAGAGGGCGAGCAGGCUGUCAAGUACCGGCCUAAGAAGGAGCCUAGGGGCCGACUCGAGGAGAACGCUGGCAGGCUUGAGAGGGGGGUGACGGGAAUGUUUAAGAAAUUUGAGAAGAAGUUUGGAUAG